GAUUAAUUUUGUUUGCCAGCGAUGGAACUUCUCAGUAUUUCUGCACCGCCGUAGGCCGAGUCAAGCGCGUAAUGUAACGCAAGACUAUCUGGUGACGUCAUCAACGCGGUUCCUAUGCAACAGCAGCCAGCCAGCGAUGGCCGUCAUUCCUGCUCUCCGUCUUCCCUCCCCCUCGUCCUUCUCGGUUCGAUCUCGAUCAACAAGCUCGGGGCAUCCACACAAACUACCCGCGCGCACAAGACGCCAGUGUUGAAUUCGGACAAAUAAACAAGGCGGGGAGGAUACCUCGCGCGGCUUUGUAGCACGUUAGCGGUGUUAGCUUAGCCACAACUUUAAGACCCCCCCCCCCCCUGUGAUUCUCAGGCGAGUUUUCCCACUCUUGAGACUGUCCAACAGUCAUGUCACAUUUAGCGUCGAAACCACGAGCGGUUCCGGUGGGGUCAUGACCGUGAAGGUGGAAGACGAGGACACCUAACGUCUUGCCUUGGUGAACUCAAAACAAAAUGGAGUCCAAGUGCAACGCGUCCGAAGACGACUGGGAUGACAAUCGCAGCCGACGCUCCCUCGGGAGCAGGAAGAGUCGAGCGUCCGCCAGCAAAAAGCACAAGCGUUACAAGAACUACCGGGACAAGAUCCAGGAUGAAAAGCUGGCUUCCCAGACCGAAAUCUACCCCGCCGAUCCCCACCGGGCGUCGGACGACGAGGGGCGGCGGAGCAAGGGCACGUCUUACUCGGAUGACUAUGACAACGAUUCGGAGCGCUCGCUCUCGCCGUACGCGCCAGAUCAGACGCUCUCGCCGACGCCGCCGGCUCGUGCAAACCUGAUUUCCAGCAGUUCGCCCUACAAUACAGGUAUGGAGAAGCGGGUCCGGUCCCGCCCGCCGCGUCCGGGCCGAAGCCGCGCGACGCGGUCGCACAGCAAAGAAUCCCUCCCUCCCAAAGACCUGGACCCCCUGACUAGGCAAAUGCUGUCGGGCCGUUUACUGAAAAUCAACGAGUUGCGCAAUGUGCACGGUGAGCUGCAGCUGCGCAUUGCUGAGCUGCAGAAGGAAAAUCGGAUUCUUAAGCAGCUUCACACGCGUCAGGAGAAGGCCCUUCAGAACUACACGGAUGCCGAGAGCAAAAUCUCCCAGAUGCUGUCGUGCCACGCCAACGAGACGCACGUGCUGCGCGAGCGGCUGCGGCGCACGCGGGAGCGCGAGCGCGCCGCCGAGCGCCGCCUGAAGGAGAAGGAGGAGCAGCUGCUGAGGAGCCACGCCACCGUCGGACGCAUGAAGAAGCUGGUGGAGCAGCGCGAAUUGGGCGCGCGCGAGGAGCUCAGCUGCAAGCUGGACCAGGAGAGGGCGCGAACGCACGAGGCCGAGCUCAAAAUUAAGGAGCUGGAGAGGAACACGGAGCUGAUCAACGGCAGCCACCACAGGCAGCUGGCGGCCGAGAGGAAGAGGACGCUCGCCGCACAGGAAGAGAUGAGGAGUCUGCAAAAGGAGCUGGAACAACUGGCCAACAAACUCAGGGAAAAAGAACGGGAAUUAGAGAGCCGCAACAUUUACGCUCACCGUAUGGGAAAAGUCUCACCGAGGAAAGCCACCGACGGCGACCCGAAACACAAACUCUCCAGCCGGACGCAUUCCAAGGCGGUGCAGACGCACGAGCGCAGCAGCAGCAGCCCCGAUUUCCCCUCGCCUCCACCCGCCUUGGUGGGGGACAACGAUCCGGCCCCUGACGGAUACCUGUCCCUCAAGCAAGUGGAUGAAGUGGACAGCGGAGCGAAACCAAAGCAGGAGCAUCCGAAGAAGACGGGCCAAGACCUGAGAGAAUCGAGUGAAGCCAAGGAGUCGGAGGAGGAACGUCAAGCAAACACUCCGGAUGGCCUCGAAGUGACGGCCAAGCUAUUCGGCGCUGACUGGGAGAAAGAAAAGGAGGAGGUCGACAUGGGCGGCUUCUUGACCAAUCCGCGGAAGAGCGUCCACGCUCAAGAGGAAGCGCACCGCCGGAGGAACCACCACGACGGCGGGGACGCUGGCGAGGCGCGUCGCAGAAAAGACCAGCUGCUGGCCAAGAUGCGAGAAAUCGACCUCCAGAACGAGGAGGCGCGGAACCCCGUCUUCGUCGACUCGUCCGAGUCCAACGCGGCGGCAGCGGCCGCCGAGACCCCGCCGUCGCCGUCGCCGGCCCGGCGGCGAAGCCUCUCUUCCCCCAAGUCCAACGACGACUGGAUCUUCGCGAGCUACGCGCCCUCGCUCGGGAACCCCCGCCAAAGCGCGGCCGGGGAGGACGGCGACCACGCGCUGGAGGCCAUCGGCGUCUUCAGCCUCAAGGGCGCAGAGACGGCGGAGAAGAACAAGAAGUCGUCGCUCAUGCAGCAGCUGUUCGGCUCUCUGGCGGCGCCUUUGGGCGAGACCCGGACAGCGGAGCUGCUGGACGGCGUGGCGGGCGGGGCGCGGGGAAGUUCGCGAGCGGCGGGGCGCCUCAUUAACGCUUGGAACACAUCGUAA
This is a messenger RNA of Hippocampus comes (tiger tail seahorse), 2495 nucleotides long. RefSeq names its product lebercilin LCA5 (gene lca5). The coding region runs from base 504 to 2495 and encodes 663 amino acids. The transcript is spliced from 10 exons. The record is from RefSeq and is a predicted model, not a curated record. Gene Ontology annotation, cellular component: axoneme. NCBI's taxonomy places the organism in Eukaryota, Metazoa, Chordata, Actinopteri, Syngnathiformes, Syngnathidae. Gene Ontology annotation, biological process: intraciliary transport.